Molecule: messenger RNA, 942 nt
Organism: Triticum dicoccoides
Lineage: Eukaryota; Viridiplantae; Streptophyta; Magnoliopsida; Poales; Poaceae
Exons: 3
Coding region: 1-942 (313 amino acids)
Source: RefSeq, a predicted model, not a curated record
AUGGUGGACAAGCCGAGCCGGGCGCUGGUGCUGUAUGCCGCCGGCCACGCAGCGCUGCUCGCCGGGGGCAGAGGGGGGAAGGUCCAGCUCGACGCGUACGCCUCCAUAGCCUCAUGCGGCUUCCUCUCCGUCUGCACCCCCGCGGUCAACGGAACUGAGGAUUUUGCCGCCCAGUCAGGUUCUGGCAGCAGUUCUAAGGACACUAGAAUAAUCGACCAGGCGUUCACUCUGCUGGGAUUUGCAGAGGGGAAUGUCCAGGAUGCGUCCGAAUUCGAUCUGAUGUUUGUGCAUGCCGUAAUGGAGAACACAGCCAGCAAGCUUGGGAAAUUAGGGAUGAAGACGGAUCUCAACCGGGUUGACAAAUUGGUGUCUUCAGUCAUGGAAGCUGCGCCGGUCGGUUCAACUGUCGCUGCCCGUAUUCAUGUUUCUGUUAUCUUGAGCUAUGGAUCUGCUACUGCAAAUAAGGAAGAGGCAUGCCUCAUCUUGAACUCUUCAACCGAAACUGAUUCCGGCUUGAAGUUACUCCGUCCACAAAUAACUUUAUUAUGCAUAUCCUGCAGGAAUCAUCAUCCAAUGCUACUGGCACAGUGGCAACAAGGAGUAACACGUUCUGAUUUGGCCAAGGAGUUCUCUAUUGAGGAAUUUAUAAAGGCUUGUGGUGGCGACGCUGACGGUCGUCAAGAGGUUCGUGGACUGGAUGGUGUCGUGGCUGCCGAUGGAUUCCUUCAUUCGCUGGUGGUGAGGCACGAGCACGACAUCGAUCGAGGCCUGCUGGAGCUGAGGGUCAGGGCGAGGGACGUGACGGCAUCACAACUCAAGGCAGCGGCCGCCGUCGGUAAGGUGUGGCUCGCAAGGCUGCUCGGUGUGUUUCGUCGCAGCUGCAGGCCUCGUGAUCAGGCCGGGCCACGUGAUCAGGCCGGGCAGGCUUCGCACAUUGACUAG